UUACAACCCCUCACACCCCCCACCCCACCCCACUGUACCCCCUAAAUCCCCCUUCAAACGAGCACUGGCCAUCCGGCAAACACCUCUAAUGGCCGGCUGGCCUGGAGGGCGCUGCUAUGAGCAACAAGUGCGUCCCGUCCGUCCCGCAGCCCACGGUGGAUGUCGCCCAGCCUCUGGACCACCUGGAGACCACGCCGAAGACCACCAGCGGCACCUUUUUGUUUUUGGAGUGUGCGUUUGUAUGUUUCUAAAUGGGGAGUGAAACGGAUGGUGGUGGAUUGCGUGUUGAUUUGACCUGAACGCUGUGGGUUUAAGUGUGUGGGGUUUGCGUAUGUUGGUGGUCCAUGCCAGUGGAAAUGCUGGGGUGUCCGGCGAGGUUAUUUUUGGAUCACUGACAUCGUGUCAAUGGCUACAGAUGCAUCGCAAAGGAAGGCUCUGAGCUACCAACAGACUUUGCUGUACGGGGAGUACAGGGAGCAGCUGGGAAACUUCGCCCGACAGGAGGCGGCCCGUUUGCUGACAGAGCGACAAUGGCGGAGACAGGCGGGAGAGAACAAUGCAGCGGCGGCGGUGGCGGGCAAAGGGACCGGACGGCAGCAUCAGCUUCAUCAGCAUCCUGUCACCUUGGAGUCACAUCUCAGUCACAGCUCGUCCACCAAGAAGCCACGCUCCUAUUCCAAAUGUCAAGAUUGUUUGGUUCGCGCGCGACGUUACAUUGUCACCAAGAUGGGAGAAGACUGGAUCUUCCUGGUCCUCCUAGGCCUGACUAUGGCGCUGGUCAGCUGGAGUAUGGACUACGCCAGCGCCAAGAGCCUGCAAGCCUACAAGUGGAUGCACGGGGAGCUGAAGGGCAAUGUGGCGCUCCAGUACCUCGCCUGGAUUAGCUAUCCCAUGAUCCUAGUCAUGUUCGCUUCGCUCUUCUGUCACCUGGUUUCCCCGCAGGCCAUCGGUUCCGGUAUCCCUGAGCUUAAAACCAUCUUGAGGGGUGUGGUUCUGAAGGAGUAUCUAACCCUGAAGGCCUUCGUGGCUAAAGUCAUUGGUCUGACUGCAGGCUUGGGCAGUGGGAUGCCAUUGGGCAAAGAGGGUCCAUUCGUCCACAUUGCCAGUAUCUGUGCCGCAGUGCUGAGUCGCUUCAUGUCCAUCUUCUCUGGCGUCUAUGAGAACCCUUACGGUUACACAGAUAUUCUGACUGUUGGCUGUGCCGUCGGGGUGGGAUGCUGUUUCGGCACUCCACUGGGAGGGGUGUUGUUCAGUAUUGAGGUCACGUCUACGUACUUUGCAGUGAGGAAUUACUGGCGGGGAUAUUUUGCCGCCACGUUCAGCGCCUUCAUAUUCAGGGUGCUCUCUGUAUGGAACAAGGAUGCUGUCACAAUCACUGCUCUCUUCAAAACCAACUUCCGAAUGGAUUUCCCCUUCGACCUGCAGGAGCUGCCAGCGUUUGCAAUAAUUGGGAUCUCAUGCGGGUUCCUGGGGGCGUUCUUUGUCUACUUGAACAGACAGGUGGUUCUGUUUAUGAGAAGACCCACAGCGCUCACACGCUUUCUGACCAAGCAUCGGUUGAUCUAUCCAGGCGCAGUCACGCUGAUCAUCGCCACCUUCACGUUUCCUCCUGGAUUUGGACAGUUUAUGGCUGGCGAGCUCAUGCCCAGAGAGUGCAUCAACUCCCUGUUCGACAACUUCACCUGGGCCAAAAUCGCAGCAUCCUCCCCUCCGCCUGGUCUGGGCCGCUCGGCCGUGUGGCUUCACCCUCAGGUCAGCGUCUUCGUCAUCCUCCUCCUCUUCCUUGUCAUGAAGUUCUGGAUGUCAGCGGUUUCCACCACCAUGCCCAUCCCCUCGGGCGCCUUCAUGCCAGUGUUCAUAUUAGGAGCCGCUUUUGGUCGCCUCGUAGGGGAGCUCAUGGCCACUCUGUUCCCCAAUGGAAUCUUAUUUGACGGGAUUGUGUAUCGCAUCCUGCCGGGGGGCUACGCCGUCAUCGGUGCGGCCGCCAUGACUGGUGCUGUCACUCACACGGUUUCUACGGCGGUGAUCUGCUUCGAGCUGACAGGUCAGAUCUCCCACAUCCUGCCCAUGAUGGUGGCGGUCAUUCUGGCCAACAUGGUGGCCCAGGGUCUGCAGCCUUCGCUCUACGACUCUAUCAUCCAGGUGAAGAAGCUGCCGUACUUGCCUGAGCUGGCUCUCGGGCACAUCAGCAAGUACAACAUCUUUGUGGAGGACAUCAUGGUGCGCAAGGUGAAGUUCUUGUCAUCUCGCUCCACCUAUCGGGAACUUAAUCAUUUGCUGGAGACCACGACACUGAAAACCAUCCCCCUUGUCGACUCCAAAGAAUCCAUGAUUCUUCUGGGCUCCAUCGAGAGGAUUGAGCUCCAAGCCGCCAUCGACUGGUGGGUCUCGCCAGCCAGGCGGGUCUUUGAGAGAGGUCAGAGUUCACCGGGCCUAGUCUCCAAAAUCAGCUGGGAGUCGUUCACCUUCGUGGACGAGGAGGGCGGCGACGAAGGCGCACACAAGAGUGCACCAGUGUUGGACGAAUGUAAUGGGCCCAUCCCGUCCCCCAAACUUCAGGAGCCAUCCAGCAAUCACACAAGCUCAGAUAAGCGCAAAGCACCAUGUGUUAGGAGGACCCUUCAGAGAUUCUUCUCGUCAUCCUCGUCGACUGGACAGACCGACACGCAGGACACAGCUCCCCCUACAUUGACUGACACCAUGUCCCCAGAGGAGAUCAAAGCCUGGGAGGAGACAGAAAUGGAUAAGCCAAUGGAUAUGGAGCAGAUUCGCAUUGACCCCUCCCCCUUCCAGCUGGUGGAAAGAACGUCUUUGCACAAGACCCACACUCUGUUCUCUCUGCUGGGUCUUAGUCACGCCUACGUCACCAGUAUUGGCAAGCUGGUGGGUGUGGUCGCACUCAAAGAGUUACAGAAAGCCAUCGAAGGCUCGACUCGCAGCGGCGUGAGGCUCCGUCCUCCGUUGGCCAGCUUCCGGGACGCCAGCAGGAAAUCCAAGAAGCACCAGUCGCCCUCGUCCGCCCCUUCCUCCCCCACGUGGGACAGAGACCUUUGGGGCGAGGAGAGCAGGAGGGACAGCGAGCCGGCGAGGAAGGAGGAUUCCCGAGGGGUGCCCGCCCGCGACGCCCCGUCCCCGGCCAGCGGCGGCGAAUCAACCAGCACGCACGAGCCGGGGUCCCUGUCCACCUCGGUCUCGCCCACUGAGUCGCCGGGCUCGCCCGCCGCUGGCCCCGUCCUUACGCUGUCCUCCCUGCAGGAGGAGCAGGAGAGCGAGGAGUCGGAUGAGCCCAUCUAGGAAGAAUGAGUCGGGUCACAAACUUUGUGCUCUCAGCGAGCCGACUUUUUCUACUUUUUUUUUUCACUCUUCAACUCUCAGGUGCCUUCCUGUGUCUUUUACAAACUCUAAAGCCCUUUUUGACAUCUAUGUCCUUCUAUAAGUGGCUCUACACUAUGCAGAUCUGCGUCAGUGUUUGCUUAUUGUCACCAAGAAGCUCGAUGAAAGACUGGCAGCGCUGUAUGACAAUGACAAACUAUAUUAAUAUAGACUUAAUUACAUCAACCUCGAAGAGGAUUUAAUGUUUACUGAUUGAGAUUAAUUUAAAUGUAUGAUUUGCCCUAAAAUCGCCUAUAAUGCUCUUUCAUUUUUAAAAAUAAUAAAUGGGGAAACAUUUA
Phyllopteryx taeniolatus (common seadragon) is the source of this 3671-nucleotide messenger RNA. It is a transcript of the gene clcn1b, whose product is annotated as chloride channel, voltage-sensitive 1b. Bases 406 to 3294 code for a protein of 962 amino acids. The record is from RefSeq and is a predicted model, not a curated record. The transcript is spliced from 24 exons. Gene Ontology annotation, cellular component: membrane. Gene Ontology annotation, molecular function: voltage-gated chloride channel activity. NCBI's taxonomy places the organism in Eukaryota, Metazoa, Chordata, Actinopteri, Syngnathiformes, Syngnathidae. Gene Ontology annotation, biological process: chloride transport; transmembrane transport.